UGCUUGCACCAGUUACAUUGAGUACGCUUUAAAGGGAGAAACCAAAGAGAGAGGUUAACCCUUUCAGAAGCGUUAAAGCGUAAAACAGGCGUUGUGUGUGGAUUGGGUGUCUGGGUCGGGUCGCACAUUCGCAAGAAUCACCUUCUUCACCUACAUCGCCAUCUGCUAAAAUAAAUCAGAGACAACCAAAAAAGAAAACAACCAACUCGUCUUUUUGUUUGUUUGUUAUUGUCAUUAUUAUUGCAUGUUUUUAUUGGUCUCAGGUUUUCUUGGUUGGAAAGGGUCCCCUGAGUCAUUGCUAAAAGCAACCAGCUGCUGGGUGCUGUUCUGUUGAACUUUUUUUAUCAGGGUUGUGGGAGUAAUUGUUGAUUUUUGCCUCACUUCUUGAGGAGACUUUUUCAUGUUUUGAUUGUCCUUUUUUCUUUUUUCGACGUAAAAGAUCGUUUGUGGGUGGUGUUACAAAAUGAUGUGGAGGGACCCAGGAACCCCAGCUGAUGAUUAUUAUCAGGUCCGCCCUGAAUGCAAAGAUGUUCCUGAAAGCAAGUUCAGGAUCAAGGCUGGCAAAACUUUAAGUGCCCGGAAAUGGAAUGCUGCUUUCGCUCCAGACGGGGUUCUUGACAUAGGCAAAACGCUGAAUAGAAUUCAUCGUGGGGGCAUUCACCCUUCAAUUAGAGGUGAAGUUUGGGAAUUUUUAUUGGGUUGUUAUGAUCCUAAGAGCACUUAUGAGGAACGUGAGGAAAUACGAGAACAGCGAAGAGCCAAGUACGAAAUUUUGAAAGAAGUGUGUAAAAAGAUGUUUCCAUUGAUUGGAAGUGGAAAGUUUGUCACUGCACCAAUAAUUAAAGAAAAUGGUGAACCUACUGAGGAUCCAAUUGUACUUCAGCAAAUUAGUCUUGCGAAGGAAGAUGGGGCUGAGGAGCAUUCGGAUGUUCCCAUGAGCAAGAAAGAGAUUGAGUGGAAACUAACAUUACAUCAAAUAGGUCUUGAUGUGGUUCGUACUGACCGGACGCUAGUGUUUUAUGAGAGUCAAGAGAAUUUGGCCAAACUUUGGGAUAUCCUGUCUGUCUACUCCUGGUUCGAUGGAGACGUCGGCUAUUGCCAAGGUAUGAGUGAUCUUUGCUCCCCGAUGAUUAUGCUCCUUGAGAACGAAGGAGAUGCAUUUUGGUGCUUUGAACGUCUGAUGCGGAGAUUGCGAGGAAAUUUCAGAUGCACUGAGGACUCUGUAGGGGUGGAGUCGCAACUUAGUAAUCUAGCUUCAGUGACACAAGUUAUUGACCCUAAACUUCAUCAGCACUUAGAGACCCUAGGCGGGGGUGAUUAUCUCUUUGCUUUCCGAAUGCUUAUGGUUUUGUUUCGUCGAGAAUUCUCUUUUGGUGAUUCACUGUAUCUUUGGGAGAUGAUGUGGGCUCUUGAAUACGACCCUGAUUUAUUCCUCAUGUACGAGGAGGACUUGGAAGCCUGUGAAAGACCAGACGGGACGAAAGGAAAGGGCAAGUCGAGGAAGCAGUGCGGAAAGUAUGAAAGAGAAAAUAUGAGAAACGGAGGCGCUGCACCGCUCCCUAUUUCAGUUUUUCUUGUAGCCAGUGUCCUAAAGGACAAGAGUACUAAGCUGCUAACAGAGGCCCGCGGAUUAGAUGAUGUUGUUAAGAUACUGAACGACAUGACUGGUAACCUCGAUGCUAAGAAAGCAUGCAUUAACGCAAUGAAGCUUCACAAGAAGUAUCUAAAAAAGGCAAAGAAUUGACGAGGACAAACGUUGGUCCCAUGUAAAAACGUCUUGGCCAAGCCAAGGAACAACCACCUGCGUGAAACGAACAACUUGGAUGUUUUCAUGCAAAUCCAAUCUCAGAGACUUCGUCAGGAGCAUGCUGAAGGAGGCAAGCAUGCCUUAAAAAACACCAUUGCUGUAUGUAAAACUAUUUGUUAAUUUUUUUUGAAUGCUAGUCGACGACACUUCUUGUAGAGGUGGUCUACUGGUCUGAUACGUUUUUUCACUUUAUUUUUUUAUUUUUUUUUGGAGAUAUAUAAAAGCACAUUUUUUCUGUACAAGAUUCUUGUAUACAUACGUAUUUAUUCAUAAAUGCAAGAGCAUCAAUUUUGGGAUUGA
Sesamum indicum (sesame) is the source of this 2107-nucleotide messenger RNA. RefSeq names its product rab GTPase-activating protein 22. Lineage: Eukaryota; Viridiplantae; Streptophyta; Magnoliopsida; Lamiales; Pedaliaceae. Gene Ontology annotation, molecular function: GTPase activator activity. The record is from RefSeq and is a predicted model, not a curated record. Gene Ontology annotation, biological process: activation of GTPase activity.